Artibeus jamaicensis (Jamaican fruit-eating bat) is the source of this 1013-nucleotide messenger RNA. It is a transcript of the gene KLK12, whose product is annotated as kallikrein related peptidase 12. Gene Ontology annotation, molecular function: serine-type endopeptidase activity. Gene Ontology annotation, biological process: proteolysis. The coding region runs from base 68 to 862 and encodes 264 amino acids. The transcript is spliced from 6 exons. Lineage: Eukaryota; Metazoa; Chordata; Mammalia; Chiroptera; Phyllostomidae. The record is from RefSeq and is a predicted model, not a curated record.
CGAGAUAGGCGGGUAGGUGGACAGACAGAUAAUAGAGACGCAGAGAAGCUGAAACUGUGACAGCCACAUGGAGGACCCAGCAGGCAGAGAGACCAGAACCUGGAGGUGGCCCACCAUGGGGUCCUGCAUCUUUUGGCUCCUGUGUGUUAUUGGGCUCAGCCAUGCAUCCACAGAGAAGAUUUAUAAUGGCACGGAGUGUGUUCCUCACUCGCAACCUUGGCAGGUGGGGCUGUUUGAAGGUGCCAACCUGCGCUGUGGGGGGGUCCUCGUUGACCGCAGGUGGGUCCUCACAGCUGCUCACUGCAGCGGCAGCAGGUACUGGGUGCGCCUAGGGGAGCACAGCCUCAGUCGCCUGGACUGGACAGAACAGAUCCGGCGCAGUGGCUUCUCCAUCACCUACCCCGACUACCAGGGAAGCCGGAGGAGUCACGAGCAUGACCUGCGGCUCCUGAGACUGGGCACCCCCGUCCUCCUGACCCGCAGCGUCCAGCCCCUGGCCCUUCCCACCAGCUGUGCAGCGCCUGGCACUCAGUGCCACAUCUCAGGCUGGGGCACCACCAACCGACCAUGGAACCCCUUCCCAGACCUGCUCCAAUGCCUCAAUAUCUCCAUCGUCUCCACUGCCGCCUGCCAAGCCGUGUACCCUGGGAGAAUCACGGACAACAUGGUGUGUGCGGGCGGCGUCCCGGGGGAGGAUGCCUGCCAGGGUGACUCUGGUGGCCCUCUGGUGUGCAAAGGAGUUCUUCAGGGUCUGGUGUCCUGGGGGUCCGUGGGGCCUUGCGGGCAAGGAGGCAUCCCGGGAGUCUACACCAAUAUCUGCAAAUAUGUGAACUGGAUCCAGAGGGUCAUACGGAACAACUGACCUGCUCUUCUACCUCCACCCCCAGCUUGGGGGCCAUUGGGACCCCCGGAGUUCCAGCCUCUCCUCCACUGUCAGCCCCAACUCUCACUUAUCUUGGUCUGAGGAUCUUCUUCCUGGAACUCCAACUCCAACCAGCCCUUCUAAGACUCGU